ACGUAAAUAAGAGGUGUCUGCAGGGUUAGAGCCUUUCCUGCACAGGUGAAGUUCUGCAAGUGGCUAGUGAACCCAAAACACGUAGAAAUGGCAACUAUUAAAGCAGUUUGCAUGCUUGUUGGAGAAAAAGUGAAAGGAUCCAUCACACUUGAACAAAAGGGAGAUGAACCAGUUCACAUCACUGGUGAAGUCACUGGCUUAGAAAAAGGGGAACAUGGCUUUCAUAUUCAUGAAUUUGGAGACUAUACUAAUGGGUGCACCAGCACAGGAAGCCAUUUCAACCCAUUUGGGAAAAAACAUGGUGCACCAGAAGAUGAAGAGAGACAUGUUGGAGAUCUGGGAAACAUAACAGCUGGAGAUGAUAACAAGGCAACUGUUGACAAAACUGACAGACUUAUUAAGCUCAGCGGCCCCCACUCUGUUAUUGGAAGAGCAUUCGUGGUCCACGCUGAUGUUGAUGAUUUAGGAAAAGGUGGUCAUGAGCUGAGUCUUACAACUGGUAAUGCUGGUGGCAGAUUGGCCUGUGGUGUUAUUGGAAUCGCAAAAUAAAUGGAAAGCCUGAAAACUUGACAUUUUCUGAUAAACAAUGCUAUUAGCUGAUGAUCUGAUUGGUAGUUGUUUUUUUUAUUUUUUUGUGACAUUUUGAUGCAUACCUCUAUAAAUACGCUGAAAUUGGAGAUGAAUAUACUAGGGACU
This is a messenger RNA of Rhopilema esculentum, 696 nucleotides long. RefSeq lists its product as uncharacterized. The record is from RefSeq and is a predicted model, not a curated record. Lineage: Eukaryota; Metazoa; Cnidaria; Scyphozoa; Rhizostomeae; Rhizostomatidae. Gene Ontology annotation, biological process: superoxide metabolic process. Gene Ontology annotation, molecular function: copper ion binding.